AUGCAAAGUGCUUUAGUAGGCUCCUGGCACAACAGUGGCUUCUAUGGGCACUACAGAGGCCAAUUCAAGAGUGAAAGUGCUCGAGAAUAUCGCCUUGCAGCCAAGCCCCAGCCCCCAGCAGUGUUCCUGCAGCGCUGUCAGGAGCCAGCGCGGCAACAUUUCUUCUCCAAGCAUGACAACCGCACUUCCUUUGACAAAGGCCCCUACUGCCUGCUACAGGGAAUCGGAAGGCGGAAAGACCUGGAGCGCCUGUGGCAGCAGCACACCUUCCUGUGCUGGGCACCCUGUGAACUGGAGUUGCGCCAGCCGCGGCCCCUUGAAUCCUCCUACCAGGCUGAUUUCCGGUCAGGGCCAGGACUCAGUGACCUCCCCCAGCGCCUUGUCCACUUUGUGCAGAUCCAGCCUCCCCGUGCCAGCACCACCUACCAGCAGAACUUCUGCCAGCCAUCCCGUGGUGGCCAUUGUGGCAGUGACAACAUGGGGCCCCAGGCCCCAGUCGCCGACACACUGCCUGACCUUCCAGGGAUCACAAGACCCAAGCUGCUGCAGCAUUACCUUCAUGCUGGGGUCUCUGAGUGUCUAAAUUGGUCCAGAACAUUAAACAAGGACAGCUAA
Balaenoptera acutorostrata (minke whale) is the source of this 615-nucleotide messenger RNA. RefSeq names its product chromosome 10 C3orf84 homolog (gene CIMIP7). The transcript has 4 exons. The record is from RefSeq and is a predicted model, not a curated record. Bases 1 to 615 code for a protein of 204 amino acids. Lineage: Eukaryota; Metazoa; Chordata; Mammalia; Artiodactyla; Balaenopteridae.